Messenger RNA from Diatraea saccharalis (sugarcane borer), 1530 nucleotides. The record is from the annotation of a GenBank genome assembly. NCBI's taxonomy places the organism in Eukaryota, Metazoa, Arthropoda, Insecta, Lepidoptera, Crambidae.
UUUCUACUUCCACAAACUUUUCAAUAUUUUAGAAAACUACAACAACAACUAAAUCGAUUAAAUAUGAAAAUAAUAAGACGAGAACAUUAUAAAAGAACAAUAAUAUUCAUUGAUGAAAUCAAUAAAACGUUUUUAUAGCUAUGGCUAGAGUUAAAGCGAGAGAUUUAAUAUUUGAUCAACGGUCAGUUGCACAAACGUUCAUUAAAGUUUCUCUCUAAUGAAUGGUCUAAAUUUGAAAAAUUGUAUCUGCAAAUGUCACAUAAAAUGCUGCCAUGGCCAUAAGAUGGUUUUCAAACACAAAUAUUAACACAAAAAGGAUUAAAUCUACUGGAUAAAUGUGAUGUUGAUUGUAGAACUGAUGAAAUCCAAAUUAAUAGGUUCAUCGAUAACCUGCUACGAGUGUAAUAGUGCAUUACACCCGCAGUGCGAAGGCAACAUGCUCCCCGACACCUGGAAGAGGAACUGUUCCGAUCACGACCGGGGCAUGACCCACACGUUGUGCAGGAAGAUAGUGCAGCACGUAGACUUCGGUAGUGUUAACGGGCAGCUGCCUGCUAGCAGGGUAAUUCGCACUUGCGGCUGGGACGACUCCAAAUAUAAGAGUUCCUGCUAUCACAGAGCAGGAUUUGGAGGACGUCAGGAAGUAUGCUCCUGCACAAAGGAUCUCUGCAAUAAAUCCAGUGACGUCAGAAGCACACCUUUUAUGAUAAUCUCCACCGCUGCCAUGAUCUUCAGAAAGUAUAUUUGCCAAUGACGGAAUUGCGUAUUAUACGCAUGUAGAUUAAUAAAAUUAAAUGAAUACCUAAGAAUUACGUAGCAUUUUUAUUUUAUUUGAUCAAUUUGCAUUCACAAUGCUAUACUGAAAAAUAUUCUUAAUGAAAAUUACUUAAAAAAAUCCACAUAUCCCUGGCACUCUGAGAUGAGACUCUAAUCUAAGAACUCGAAUACAUGACCUCAUGAUAUCAUUUAUUCAGUCUAGGCUGUAACAAGCACUUGUGCAUGUCGAAAGCUACUCCAUCAGUUCACAAAUCUACGGAAGAGCCGGCAAGAAACUCAGCAAGGGCAGCUUUUUUCUCUCUCUUUAAUUUCAUAUAAAGAAAUAAUUGGAAAUGAUAUUUAUUUCGGUUACCGAGUCAUCAUCAUCAUCAGCCUUUUUAGGUGCAGAGGCUCAGGCCUUCCUUAUGGAUUGAAGGGUAUUAACGAUUGCAAAUGCAGCCGGGACCAACGGCUUAACGUGCCUUCCGAAGCACGGAGUAGGUAGAGAUAAUUUUUUUUUUUGGUCACCCAUCCCGUGACCGACCCUUGCGAAAAUUGCUUAACGACAACGAUCGCGGGCCGCGGCGCUUAUCUACUACGCCACCGAGCUAUUCAGUCAUAGAUAGUCAUUGACAACUUAAUAUACAAUAUUCAUAACAAAAUGAUGAUGAUAGAACUUUGGAUUUAAUUCUGUGAUGAUAGAACUUUGGAUUUAAUUCUAUGCUCUAUGCGAGAAUCAAAGGUAGUCCAGCCUCUAGACCUCUUGAGUAAGCU